Messenger RNA from Plasmodium falciparum 3D7, 1239 nucleotides. Its product is annotated as PRCC domain-containing protein. The record is from RefSeq and is a predicted model, not a curated record. Lineage: Eukaryota; Apicomplexa; Aconoidasida; Haemosporida; Plasmodiidae.
AUGAAGCAGAAGAAAAAAAAAAAUACGACUCAAGAAAAAAAAAACAAAGAAGAAGAACAAGAACAAGAACAAAAUGAAAAGGCAGAAAAUAAAAUCGAAGAUAUUAAAAACAAAGAAGAUGAUGAAAUAACAACAGAAAUAAAUAAAUAUAACAAACAAAAAAUAAACAUGAUUGAACAAAAUAAGGAUGACGCAAAAAAAAACUUAAGUAAUUUAUUGAGCUUAUAUAAUUCUAGCGAAGAUGAAGCAGAAGAACAAGUAAAUAAUGAAUAUAAUGAUCAAAAGGAAAAAGGAAAGAGAAAUUCAAAAAAUAAUCAACAGGAUGAUCAAACAUGUGAUGAUAAAAUAUGUGAUGAUAAAAUAUGUGAUGAUAAAAUAUGUGAUGAUAAAAUAUGUGAUGAUAAAAUAUGUGAUGAUAAAAUAUGUGAUGAUAAAAUAUGUGACGAUAAAAUAUGUGACGAUAAAAUAUGUGAUGAUAAAAUAUGUGAUGAUAAAAUAUGUGAUGAUAAAAUAUGUGAUGAUAAAAUAUGUGAUGAUAAUAAUAAUGAAGAUACAUAUCAAAAUAAUGAAUCAAACUCCAUUAUAAAAAACAAGAAGAAUAUAAAAGAUAAACAAAUUGGUUGUAAACAAAAUACAUCUUAUAAUAUAUGUACAACAAAUAAUAUAAAUAAUGAGAUUCAUAAAUAUCCGCAGAAACAAUACAAUCAUAUAUAUACCAACCAAUCUAAUAUUAGUCAUAAUAUACAUAAUACUUAUUACUCACAAAAUGCAUAUCAAAAUGAGAACUAUUAUUAUCAAUAUUUAAAUUACCCUCAUGUAGCUAAUUUUAAUAUGAUGAUGAAUACUACAAAUCCUGUAUUAUAUAAUAAUAAUAAUAAUAAUAAUAAUAUAUAUGAUAAAUCAAAAAAAAAUAAUUUUAAUAAUUUAGGAUUUUCUAAAAAUAAAGAAAUGAAUAUAGAUAUUAAUAAAAUCCCUGUUGUUGAUCAGAGAGAAAUUUUGAGAGAAUGGAAACCAAAUAUAAUAAAAGAAGAAAAGAAAAGUCAAAAAUAUACAAUAAAAACAAAGGUAUAUAAUCCGGUUAAUAAUACUUUUGAUAAAGCCAUAAUUCAUGGGAAAAAUCAAAAAAGAAAACAUCAAAUUAAUUGGCUAGCCAAGGAAGCAGUCGAAAAGGAAUAUGAAAUUUUGCAAAAGACAAACAAUAAUAAAAGAAGAACUACUAGUGAUAAAUAUGGAUGGUAA